This is a messenger RNA of Thamnophis elegans (Western terrestrial garter snake), 966 nucleotides long. Its product is annotated as zinc metalloproteinase-disintegrin-like scutiarin. The transcript is spliced from 9 exons. Gene Ontology annotation, cellular component: plasma membrane. Lineage: Eukaryota; Metazoa; Chordata; Lepidosauria; Squamata; Natricidae. Gene Ontology annotation, biological process: proteolysis. The record is from RefSeq and is a predicted model, not a curated record. Gene Ontology annotation, molecular function: metalloendopeptidase activity. The coding region runs from base 1 to 966 and encodes 321 amino acids.
AUGGAAACAACUGGGAAUGCAUUAGAAUUUAUUCUCCAGAAAUGCCAGAUGUUGGAUUGGUUGAACCUGGAACAAAAUGUGGAGAUCAAAAGGGGCAUUGACUUCAAAGGAAGUACUGUAGGAUAUGCUCCCAUAGGCAGCCUCUGCAUGUCAAAGGAAUCUGUAGCAAUUAUUCAGGAUCAUUCCAAAGAAAUACAUUUGAUGGCAACUACAAUGGCCCAUGAGUUGGGUCAUAAUCUGGGCAUUAAUCAUGACACAAAUGGCUGUAAUUGCUCUGCUAACAUAUGCAUUAUGUCUCAGCAACUAAAGAAAUAUCAGAUAAGUCUGUUUCACAUAGAUAUGCCAUCAACCGUUUACAAUAACAAACCGUUUGAUUGUCAAAGUACCUGCUGUGAUGCUGCAACUUGUAAGCUGAAACCUGGGGCACAGUGUGACGCUGAAGAGUGUUGUGAGCAAUGCAGAUUUAAGAGUGCAAGAACAGUGUGCCGGCCAGCAAAGGAUGACUGUGACGAGGCUGAUCUCUGCACUGGCCAAUCGGCUGAGUGUCCCACAGAUAGCUUCAAGAGGAAUGGAGAACCAUGCCAAAACAACCAAGGUUACUGCUACAAUGGGAAAUGCCCCACCAUGCAUAAACAAUGUCUUGUUUCAUUAAAUAAUUCACCAUAUGCAAACGUGGCUCCGGAUGAAUGUUAUAAUAUAUAUAACCAAGGAAGGAAUGAUUUUGGCUACUGCAGAAGGGAAAAUGGUGUAAAGAUUCCAUGUGGACCACAGGAUGUAAAGUGUGGCAGGUUAUACUGCAGAUAUGGAAACAACAGGGAAUGCCUUAGAAAAUAUUUUCCAGAAAAGCCAGAUGUUGGAUUGGUUGAACCUGGAACAAAAUGUGGAGAUGGAAGGGUCUGCAGCAACGGGUAUUGUGUUGAUGUGCGGAUAGCCUACAGAUCAACCACUGGAUUCUCUAUAAUUUGA